CCACAUCAUUAAAUCAUCUAUCUCUCCAGCUACUAGCUCUAGUUAUGUUCCUUAGAAACCUUGCAUGAAAACCUAUUGCUUUUGAGGAUCAUGGCUAAGCAAUCUACUGCAAGAAUGGUUUUCUUUGCUGUGUUGAUGGGUCUUGCAUUAAGUGUUCUAGCACGACCAACUUUGCAGAAGAAGGUUGAGAGUCGCCUUCUUUUACAAGAACUAGGCUACAAUGAAAAAAAGCUGGUGCAUUAUCGGUAUGUUUUCGCAUCAACUAUAGAUAAAGACAGGCUUUCACCCGGUGGACCUGAUCCUGAACACAACUCUGGCCCCCCGAAGAUGUCUUAAGCAUAUAUAUUGUUCUUUGUUGUCUUAAUAUGUAGCUUAAGAUCAACACAUAUUGCACUAUGUGUACGAAUAAAAAAAUGCAAUAUGC
This is a messenger RNA of Rubroshorea leprosula, 424 nucleotides long. NCBI's taxonomy places the organism in Eukaryota, Viridiplantae, Streptophyta, Magnoliopsida, Malvales, Dipterocarpaceae. The record is from the annotation of a GenBank genome assembly.